AAGUUGCGUUUUCACGGAAGAGAAUAGCUCGUGAAAAUGGCUACACACAGUCAACUGUCAUCUCGCUUCAGCUUCCCUCACCGAGGCGUUUGCAAAAUCGUCCUCAUCUUGUGCUUGCUGUAUUUUUCCUCCGUGCUCUCAGAUAUAACAGACGGCAACGCUGAGCACUUAAAGCGGGAGCAUUCACUCAUAAAGCCCUAUCAGGGUGUUGGAACAAGUGCUUCGAGUCAAUGGGAUUUUAUGGGGAGUACUUUGGUUACAAGCCAGUAUGUACGCCUGACACCUGACGAACGUAGCAGACACGGCUCCAUCUGGAACACAGUGCCAUGUUACUUGAAAGACUGGGAGAUGCAUGUGCAGUUUAAAGUUCAUGGGUCCGGGAAGAAGAAUCUGCAUGGGGAUGGCAUUGCAAUUUGGUACACUAAAGACCGAUUACAUCCUGGACCAGUCUUUGGAAACCAGGACCAUUUUGUAGGCCUGGCUGUUUUUGUGGAUACUUUCCGCAAUGACCUCCACGGCAUGGAUCGCUCCUUUCCCUACAUUUCUGCAAUGGUGAGUAACGGCUCACUGUCAUACGAUCAUGGAAAUGACGGCCGCACUACAGAACUGGGGGGCUGCUCGGCUGAAAUCAGAAACAAAGACCACGACACACAUCUUGCUAUUCGGUACUCCAAAGGCAGACUUACAAUUAUGGUUGAUGUCGAUGACAAGAAUGAGUGGAAAGAGUGUGUUGAUAUUGGGGGCGUCCGCCUCCCUACCGGUUACUAUUUUGGCGCAUCUGCGGCAACGGGUGAUCUUUCAGACAACCAUGAUAUCAUCUCUAUGAAAAUGUAUCAGCUGAUGGUAGAACACACUCCUGAGGAGGACAGCCAAGACUGGACUAAGAUUGAGCCCAGUGUCAGUCUGCUAAAGUCUCCUAAAGACAACAUUGAUGAUCCAACUGGUAAUUUUCGGAGUACACCUCUUACCGGAUGGAAGGUCUUCCUGCUUCUCCUGUGCGCUCUCCUCGGGAUUGUAGUUUGCGGUGUUGUAGGAGCGGUGGUCUUUCAGAAACAACAAGAGCGGAACAGGAGGUUUUACUAGACAUCAGUCUAAAAGGGACAAUUUCUAUGAACUCAAAGGAAUGUGGCUGGAUGGAAAAGGUUAAUGUGAAUCAUUUCUUUAGCAGUUGGAUAAUGUUGAAAUAUUGAGGAGAACAAAUAAAUAAAAGAAGGGGGUGAUGGGUAGCAGCAGUGGAUUUGGUUCAUACAAUGUACACCAGAUCACGGAUUUUAAAAAAAUAAAGUUAAAAACCAACAAUUCGGUGGGGAAGCCAUGUGAUGUUACUAAUUUUAAUUUUUUUUCUUAAUCAACAUUUCCUACUCUGAAUUGUUUACUAGUUUGAGCUGUUUUAAAUGUGUGAAUCAUGUACAAGAUUGUAGUGCUUUUAGAUUUCAGUCACAUAAAUUGUGGCCAGAAUGCUUGUAGUUACAGUUACGGUGUGUUUUCAUCGAUUGAUUACCGUUUGGGUUUUGAAGGGGAUUGUGGAAGACUUUAAGGGUUGAGUAGGGUUUGGUGUUCUCCCAUUGGGUUUAGAUUUAGGAAAAUUAUGGGGUAAAUUCUGACUAAAAGCUACAGCCUAUGUCCAAAAACAUAACAUCCCCAAAAAAAAAGGUUCUUGUUUAUUUUUACUCCAUUUUGUUACUGCUGUUUGGGGAAAGUAUAUGAAAUGGGGGGGAAAAAAGUUGACAGCAAGUUAAGCUGAUUUCUGUCCAGUUUACAAACCUGUGUCAGGUUUUUUUUCUUCAACUGCAACAGUGUUUUCUGUUUCCUGGCAAAUGCUACAUAUGUUUAUCGCAAAAUUUGCAAAAGUAUUAUUGGCUGCAUAAAUCUAUGACUCGCAUUUGCUUUUAAUUAAAAAAGGCUUAUUUGAAAGCAUGCUUCAGGACACAGCUCUGUUUGACGGUGAAAAAACAAAGAGGCUUGAUUGUCAACUUAAAAUCAUUUAAACCUGUAUCAUGAGAAUCUUGGGAAUGUUACACAGUACAUGUUGCAGAUUUGUUCAAAUGCACUGACAAGGCCUUUUAGCUGUUCUGUCCAGUUUCUGUAAAAUGAAAAAGGCAAGAAUUGUACAAGAACUGGAUGGUAAAUAAAGAAGUUCUUCCA
Messenger RNA from Silurus meridionalis, 2145 nucleotides. It is a transcript of the gene lman2, whose product is annotated as lectin, mannose-binding 2. The transcript has 8 exons. Gene Ontology annotation, cellular component: endoplasmic reticulum-Golgi intermediate compartment; endoplasmic reticulum membrane; Golgi membrane. Gene Ontology annotation, molecular function: D-mannose binding. NCBI's taxonomy places the organism in Eukaryota, Metazoa, Chordata, Actinopteri, Siluriformes, Siluridae. The record is from RefSeq and is a predicted model, not a curated record. Bases 37 to 1083 code for a protein of 348 amino acids. Gene Ontology annotation, biological process: endoplasmic reticulum organization; endoplasmic reticulum to Golgi vesicle-mediated transport; Golgi organization.